ACCUGCUGCACCCACUCGCCUCAAGCCACCGCCCGCUGCAACCAUACUUCCUCCUUGUCCACUUCUAUAAACGUAUAGAACUCUGUCAUACACAACAUGUCGAGAGCCCAGCAACAACCCUAUGCAACCACCGGGCGACCGGCCUUCGCUCCCCUCCAAUCCUCAUCUUCUUCACACGCAACGAGCUAUAGCAGCACCUCAAGUCUCGCCUCACAAGCGUCGAUUGCCUCGGCAACGAUGCCUGCACCAUCCUCGAGUCCCCAGCCGCAGCAGUUCUAUGGCUCGCUGAACCAGCAAACGCAGCAACCCCACGAACAACAGCGAAUGCAGGCCGUGCGACGACACCCCAGCUUCGAUUAUCAGCCAAACAGAUCAGGCUCAGGCCAGACUGCUGCUGAGACUACUACCUACCUCAACCAGGCGGUGUUGCUCGCUGAAGCAGCCAAGAGGGCACAAAUGGCUUGCGUUAUGCGCGAUAUUGGGGACAUGGAACUCUAGUGUCCCUUUCAGACCGUCUAUAACACACUCCAUCGUCUUCCUCGACACAAAAUCCUCUUAUGGCGAUGGCAUGGAGAUUCUCCGAGGGUUUUGCGGAUAAAAUCGGCUUUGCACACCAUCACACUACCUUCAUCCCAAAUAGAGUGGGUCCGGAUAUCAGAUCCUUCGAACAUCACGAGAGCCUCACUUUACUUUACACGACAUGCCUCGGAACAAUUUCGCACGGGCCCUUUAUGGCACUUGGACUACGUGGCACAUCCUUUCUGUUAGCGCCUCCGUCAUCCCUUCAUCCAUGCCAGCAAGGAUGACUUCACUUCUAUUGUACAUAUUUACACCGUCUCGUUUGUGAUUACGGCUUCCUUAUUCCCCACAAGCGAUUACUUUCAAGCAUUCAAUAUCCUUCAUAGCUGGGAGUUACGCGGCGAACACAUUACAACAGGAU
Molecule: messenger RNA, 940 nt
Organism: Cucurbitaria berberidis CBS 394.84
Lineage: Eukaryota; Fungi; Ascomycota; Dothideomycetes; Pleosporales; Cucurbitariaceae
Exons: 1
Coding region: 97-498 (133 amino acids)
Source: RefSeq, a predicted model, not a curated record